Molecule: messenger RNA, 5592 nt
Organism: Cynoglossus semilaevis (tongue sole)
Lineage: Eukaryota; Metazoa; Chordata; Actinopteri; Pleuronectiformes; Cynoglossidae
Product: PH and SEC7 domain-containing protein 1-like
Exons: 18
Coding region: 1001-3592 (863 amino acids)
Biological process (GO): regulation of ARF protein signal transduction
Molecular function (GO): guanyl-nucleotide exchange factor activity
Source: RefSeq, a predicted model, not a curated record
UUUAUUAUUUUAUUUGUAAAAUAUUUGAAUUCAUGUUAAAUUACCGAAGUAUGACCCAAAAUAGAAAAGCGCUGCAGUUCUGCCAUCUGCUGGAGAACAGUAGUUUUUGCGGCCACAAACACAUUAUUCCUCUAAGGGUCACUUGAAGCGUUGGAACCAAUCAUGGCCAACUGCAGGGGAGGGGCGGAGUUAAACAUUUAUUUGCAAGAUCACUCUGGGUCAGUUUAUCAGGAAUACACAUUGACUGUGACUCAGCAGGCUUUUUUUGUCACACACACCGAGAUUUAAUGAUAAAUCUAAAUGAUUGGUUUGAAACUAUUUGCAAAUCUCUACAUAAUUCUGAGUUGUCUCGAUUCUUCUGUGCAGAAGCGAUGACAGUCUUCUUUUGAUAGCGACCAAAUAUGUUUUUUUGCACCAAAUCAGAAAGCAUUUACUUUAUUAACACAAAUAAUCUUAUGACAACAAAUAUUUUUAACUUGCUAAAAAAAUGUGCGUGCGUGUGUGAACGCACAGGAUUCAACAUCUGGUGGGGUCCUCCCGGUCUGACGUCGCCAUACGUCUUUGCUACGUCACCACAAAGAUGCGGAAGUGGAAGUCGCCGUGGAGAAGAUAAACUAAUGUCAUGAAAACGCCUCAAAAUAAAGAAAAUAAGACAAGAAGCAGUAGGAGAAAGGGAGGAUUUCACCUUCACGCUAACCCUCACCUCUGACAUGUAACGUAAUGCAACUGUGCGUUGCAGUUACACCAGUCCUCCGUUACCUCUGGAUGGACGGAGCGGCUGAGACGGAAUCUGCGUCCCUGCUGCCCUGCGCUUCCCUCGACAGACAACGGCUUGGCAACGACAGCUACGACACGGUCACAGAAGAUCGCUCGGGCUAAGUGGGAGUUUCUGUUUGGCAGCGGCAGGACGGAGGAAGAUCACUGUGGUAAAGACACUUGGUCGACCACACCCCCUACUGGUGACCCUCCCACCUCCACUCCUCCUUCCUCCUGGCAUCUAAUGCCACCUGACCAGAGAAAGGGGUGGAACAGCAAGGGUCAAAGGUCGUCCAAACAUAAAGUGCGGCAGAUUGAGUUGGAGUUGGUGACGCCGAACCUCCGAGGCUUCAGUCCGAAGACGGGCAUCAUCCGCAGGACCAUCAAAUACUCAGAGACUGAUCUGGACGCUGUCCCACUGCGCUGCUACAGGGAGACAGAUCUGGAUGAGGUGAUGCGGGCAGAGGCAGAGGAGGUAGAGGCAGAUUCAGCCUUCAGCAGUAACCGUAGUGUUCUGGAAAUCUCCAGUUUCAGUCCUGCUGACAUCUCUCCCAAACCCUGGAAUGGUGGAGGGAAAGGGAGACAUGAGGAAGAGGAGGAAGAGGAUGAUGAGCAGGAGGAAGGUGGAGGAGGGGUGGUGAGCUGGGCCAGUGUCAGGAUGUUGGGUGACAAACAGAGACAACAAGCUGCAAAAGAGGAGGAAGAGGUUUUCAGUCUGCUGCUGAAAGGGCCGUUGGAAUCAUCAUGCGAAGCCAACAGUGCCCUAAAGUCUCCGAUCUCUGUCAGCAGCCCCCGCCUCUCUGAAAGCAACCUGGACUCCUUCAGCCGCCAUUUUGAAAACAUCAUGGAGUCCCACCGAGCCAAAGGAACCUCAUACAGCAGCCUGGACAGUGUGGACCUGCUGACCUCUGGAUCCACGUCUGUGUUUACCUUUGACCUGCCCACACUCACACCAGAGAUCCAGAGUCAGAUCUGCGACAGCGCCAAGCAGAUCAUCGAGCUCAGCUUUGCUCCACUGGUCCUUCCAGACUCUGCAACCGCAGCCUCAGCAGAGACCUCACGCUCUGAAACCACCCUCAAUGCCUCAGGAGGCGGCAUCCAAAAUGGUGAAAAGGACGACUCUAGUCCUAGAACCCGGAUGAGGUCUGAGAAAGAUUCUUGGCGUCGUACCAACGCCAAAGAUGGCGUCCGAAAAGCCAACUCUGCUCCAUCACUUCACAGCAGCCCCAGGGAGCGUCCAGUGAAUCCUCCUCUGGAGCUCCUCUACCCUCAGGCUGAUGUGGCCGAGCGUUUGGCACUCGGUGGCAGCGAUGAUGCCUUGCCCAAUGGCACCAGCGCCGACCUGCAGGCCGCCAAGCGCCUGGCUAAACGCCUGUUCCACCUGGAUGGCUUCAGGAAGUCUGACGUGGCGCGACACCUCAGCAAAAAUAACGAGUUCAGUCAGAGGGUGGCAGAAGAAUAUCUUAGCAACUUCAACUUCAGUGGGUUGACCAUUGACCAGGCGCUCAGGUCUUUUCUCAAUCGUUUUGCUUUGAUUGGAGAAACUCAGGAGAGGGAGAGAGUCUUAGCUCACUUUUCCAGGAGAUACGGAGAGUGUAACACCGACACCACUGAAGACAGUGUCCACACGCUGACGUGUGCCGUCAUGCUGCUGAACUCUGACCUUCAUGGAAAUAACAUUGGGAAAAGAAUGUCCUGUAAUCAGUUCAUCACAAACCUGGAAGGACUCAACAAUGGAAAAGACUUUCCUAAGGAUCUGCUCAAGACUCUCUACAGCUCCAUCAAGAACGAGAAGCUGCAGUGGACUAUAGAUGAAGAGGAAGUGAGGAAGACGACAAUGGAGCAGGGUGACGUCAGAACGGACGCUGCUUCUCACACCAUGAAACGAUUGGGGAGCAGCGGGAACCCGUUGAUGGGCGUGGCCCAGCAGGCCGACGGCGAGGUUUACAAGAGUGGAUUCUUGGUUCGUAAAGUCCACGCUGACCCCGAUGGAAAGAGAACGCCACGAGGAAAACGAAGCUGGAAAUCUUUCUACGCCAUGCUGAAGGGUUUAGUCCUCUACCUUCAGAAGGACGAGUACCGCUCAGAGCGAGAGCUAACAGAGGAGGAUUUGAAGAACUCCGUCUCCAUCCACCACUCCCUCGCCAUGAGAGCUGUUGACUACAGCAAACGUCCCAACGUCUUCUACCUGAGGACAGCUGACUGGAGGGUCUUCCUGCUGCAGGCGCCGAAUGCUGAGCAGAUGCAGUCCUGGAUCACACGCAUCAAUGUGGUGGCAGCCAUGUUUUCAGCGCCGCCGUUCCCUGCUGCGAUUGGCUCUCAGAAAAGAUUCAGUCGCCCCCUGUUGCCUGGGUCAAACACCAAACUGUCACAGGAAGAGCAGUUGAAAUCUCACGAGAAUCGCUUUAGGGCUGUUUCGUCUGAGCUCACUGAACUAAUGGCCUCAGCAGCCGACCUCAAGAGCCUCAAAGGUCGUGAGCUGGAGGAGCACAAACAACGACUGGAGUAUUUGGAGUUUGAAAAAACCCGUUACGGUACCUAUGCCAUGCUGCUACGAGCCAAGUUGUCCGGCGGAGACCAAGACCUGGAGGCCUUUGAGUCACGCCUCUUUGACGAUGGUGGCCUGCAGAGGGCGCACUCCAGCCCCUCGCUGCCACAGGACACUGCCAACAAAGAGAAAAUCCGCGGCACCAAGACGUCUAAAAGCCUAAAGGUCAUGUCUUCUUCAACGUCCUCAACCACUAAGACCACAGGCGGCGAAGAUGGGAAGAAGAACGGGAACAACACACAAUCAGAGCCACGGAAACAGAGCAUUAAACAAGAGGAGGCAGCGUGAGACACUGCAGGGAGAGACAGAGAGCAUCAUGGGUAACAUCCUGCAAUUGACCUUUAAAUCUUUUCUGUUGAUCCCUAUUGGGUUCUGAUUUCGGCAUGUGGAAAAAGGAAGCAAAUAGUUUUGGCCGGGUGAACUUUCAAGAAGCUCCAGGUCUUUCCAGGAAGUUUCAGGAUGUUCUAUCAAGACGUUUUUUUCUGCAGGUUCAUGAACAUUUCUUUUCUUAAACCCAGAAGCAUCGGUCCAACUUGAUCAUGUAGUUUGAGCUGGACAAACAGAUGAAAAAUGAUAAGAGGAAAUUGGAGACCUGGACGGAGAGCACGGUGGGCCGUUAUAAACCCUCCAUGAGGAAGUGAAAAAAUAUGAUUUUUCCUCCUUAAGUUUAUUUGAAAAAGUUUCACGAAGUGAUGCAGAAAGUUCAGGACCCUCCAGAGAAGUCUGGUCUUGGUUUGGUGCAGAACCUUUGCUGAAACAAUUUAUUUCCUUGCAGGUACUCAAACUUUUGUUUCUUUUUUUGAUUAUCCCAGACCUCAGAGACUGUAAACUGUGCAAACUGCGCAAACAGAGUAGCAACCUAGAGGAGGCACCAUUUCACACCCUAAGGACCUGAGCUGAGAUGAUCCGAAGGAGCUGUGUUUUCAACGUUUUCUUUUGAUCUGGAUUUGGAUUCUGAACACCCUACUUUAUCAAGAUAUUUUUGCAAUAAUAUUUAUUUAUGUUUAGGCUCUUGUUUUUGUUGACGACUCUUUGAUAAGGCCGCUUUUGGCGCAGGUACUCCAACUCUUUUUCCACAUCAACCUCCAAGAUCUGGAUGUUGAAAACAGUGCUGCACAAACAGAGCAGUGAUGAAAAGAAAACAGAGAGAGAGAGAGAGCGAGAGAGAACCUCAUCAUCCUUUCAAACCUCGUCUGUUCAUCCUCAGUCGGACCCUCAGCAGAGAAAACUUUAUUUCUCGGUGUAACUUUUGUUCAGGGACUUUCAGGAAGUGAUGCUGUCAGUUAGACUCCAGGAGCUUCAAAUGUUCUAGAAAUCCCAAGUUCUGCAAGUUCCAGAACUUUUGCUGAAGCUAUUUUAGUUGCAGGUACUUAAGUUUGUUGUGUUCUCUCCCAGAUUGAUGAAAACUGACACUCCACAUUAUCACCUUCUCUCUGGUCUCUUAGCAACCAGCGGGAACAUCGCGGCAUGGCGACCUCCGAUGACAAAUGUGGGAGUGUUACCGUGGUGAUCAAGCAAAACAGGAGGAGGCUGUUGUCCGGCAAAAGCCUUCCCUCCCUGUGUUUGUGUGUGUCUAUGCUUGUGAGUGUCCACACAAGAUGCUGGAUACUUUUUUUUUUUUUGCUGGAAACAAAAAUACACAACAAUCUGUGAAUAUACUCCCCUCUGCUGCAGUUUUGCAGAUUAAACUCCAGUUCCUUCGUGAAAUGACAGGGAACAACACACAGUUGUGGCACAGUUCAGAUUAAUGAUAAAAACUCUGCAGACUGAGAACAUUUACCAAAGUAAGAACCUCCUUGUUUUUUUUCUUAUUGCUGGACUUUUGUUUUUUAACAUUUAUGACCAAUCAGUGAUUCAAUUCCUGUGAAAACUUGAAGACGUUUCAAACAUUCUUAAAUGCUGGUCUGUGAUUGGUUGUUGCUUUGCCAUUUUUAUGGAAACAGGAAGGUCUUUAGACCUAACGAGAAGAUAUUGCACACAAAAAGGAAGUUCCUUGGAAACAAAAAAGAGACUGAAAGUUGUGUCGUGAAACGUUGAAGUGACGCAAAAUGUUACAUUAAAAUAAAAAAGCAUCCCUGGACAAACAGGAAGCUGUAAGAGACAAACAAAGGAAGUACUAAGACCAUCAUAGGAUGUCCACGAAGACAACGAGGAAGUCAAUAAAAACAAACAGGAAGUUAAAAAACACAAACAGGAAGUCAAUAAAAACAAACAAGAAAUAAUAAAGACAGAGAGGAAGCUAUGUAACAAAUGGGAACCUCUCUCAGACAAACAUCUACUUCCUGAAA